CUUCACACAGGACAGGCCAGAUUUUUACAAGCGUCAAGUCUACAGAAUCUACUGACAGACCGAUCGACUGAAAAUGGUUUUCCUUGCUGUGUGCGCGUUUCUGUUGGCACUUGCCGCCCCUUCCUUUCAACAACCCGGUUAUGUUGAUGGCCUAGUAGGUAACAUUAACCAAGGCAACUGCUACGACCGUUGCUACAGCGCUUACCAGGUCAACCCCAACAGGUAUCUGGUCACUGGGUGCAACUGUGUCCAGUACGACUUUACCCAAGGUCCCAUUGGUGGUCCGGUCAAGGGUCAGCCAAUCAGGGAAGGUCACUGUGGCUACCUGUCGGCCACCUGCCGGGCUAACCCAGGGGACUACAACACGGUGGUCAGGUUCACCUUCGACUACCAGCUCCAGAACUGUGUCAAGGUCUCCGUCUACAGCUCCUGCAGCUACCAGGUGGGCGUGUCCAGCAACAUCUUCCCCAGCCAACAGGAGUGUCUUAGAACCUGUCAGGCAAUCAAGGGAGGCUACUGAAAUUUUGUUCAAAUAUAUUCAAUA
Molecule: messenger RNA, 544 nt
Organism: Physella acuta
Lineage: Eukaryota; Metazoa; Mollusca; Gastropoda; Physidae
Molecular function (GO): serine-type endopeptidase inhibitor activity
Source: RefSeq, a predicted model, not a curated record